AGACCUCCUCAAAUUCACGGCACCUGGGCCGCUGGCAGAGCAGAAACAUGAAAGCACACACACGGACUUUCAUCGCCUUUCUGCCGUUCCCUCAGCUUCUUUCUCCCUUUUUGUCGGCACGGGGUAGCGGUCAUCGUUGACGCAAGAAGUGAACACCACCGGACAGUCACUACGGCAAAAAUGUUUGACGCCGGCGUGACUCCACAAAGUCGAUACGCAUCCGAAAUGGACCGCAGCACGUCGGGCUGUGCGCAGGCUCCGGCCACACACGAGAAGGAAGAGGAGGAACGACAGUGGAGACGUCGGGAGCUCGAAGACUGCGUAGACGGGCGCCUCGGCCGUCUCCGGAGCUUUGAUGCGUCCGCGAUGUUGGGCAGCCAUGACUUCUUCCGCAUUUCGAUGUCAAACAGCCUCAGCAUUUCGCCAACACCGAUCAAGAGCGACAUCAAUGUUUGGCAGCUGCCCUCCUCAGCAGAAGCGCCGGGCUCUCUGUGUGAGACCGAGGUAGCUGCUGUUCACAAGAGGGCGGGUGCGGAAGCUGCUCGCCACGCCGUAGCGCCUCCCAACCACGAUGAGAACGGCGCGCGUGGUGCGGUGAUGCGCAUCAAGAAUUGUCGCGAGAUCGACUUUACCGUCGACUUUUCAGAUAGGAAGGGUAAACGAGCGUUAGGGAGCACGAUCGCAACGUGCAGCGCAUCUGAUAUUGUUGAGCACACAGCUGUCUGCAAAGCGAGGACAAAGCGCAGAACGUCAUGGAGGAAGAAGAUGUGGAAGCUCAAGAGUGUUCCGGCUGCUUGA
Molecule: messenger RNA, 798 nt
Organism: Leptomonas pyrrhocoris
Lineage: Eukaryota; Euglenozoa; Kinetoplastea; Trypanosomatida; Trypanosomatidae
Exons: 1
Coding region: 181-798 (205 amino acids)
Source: RefSeq, a predicted model, not a curated record